GUGAUCCCGAAGAAAAUGUAUCUUUGUUUUCAAUGCGACAAACGUCAGUGCUAAGCCAAAAAUUCGUAGAAUAUAAAAACUAAAAAUUUCGGAAAACUUAUAUUUGAAUUUCUUCGGUAGAAUUCUUGUGGUGCAGCCCCAAAGAUGUGCACUCCCUGCUGUAAGGCAUGCAGAGCACCGACGAAGUGUUCCAGUUGCCCACCGAUGUGCUGUAGUCCGGGUAUUAGCUUCUGCAUUUUCGAUCUGGAGAGUGCGGUGUUUGACACUCGUCACGUUUACACGAGGGCUCUAAACGAGCUGGCUUCGAGUUACAACAGGAUGGUGCCCGAGGAUGUGCUGAUCCAAAGUGGACCCAUGGAAACGGCCGAAAUGGCGGAGUUGAUUUGCCGGAAGUGCGAUUUGCCCGUGAGUUGGGAGAGUUUUCGCUUUCAGCUGAACGAACGCACCUCAGAUUUGAUUGCAAAUCCCACGCUGAUGCCUGGAGUCUUGCGAUUGGUCACCCAUUUACGCAAAUGCUGUCUGGGAUUGGGAUUGGUCACCUCGUGCUCGGAAUCCAUGUACUGCACCAAGAUCCGCGGUAGGGAGGACUUCUUCAAAAACUUCUCGUCGGUGAUCUGUGCGGAUGAUCCGGAAUUGAGGGCCUACAAGCCGGAACCGGAUGUCUACCUGAUUGCCAUGUCUCGACUGGGCGAUGCUGGACCGGAUUGCACACUGGUGUUCGAUGGCACUCCCAAAGGAGUCCAGGCAGCUGCGGAUGCGCGAUUGCCAGUUGUCAUGCUGGCCGAAAAUGAUCUUCCCUGUUGCUGGUCUGAGUUGGCCACCCUGCGAUUGGAAACCUUGGAGGAAUUCGAGCCCGAGGAGUUCGAUAUGCCCCCAUACAGUUGCACAGAGCCACCUCCUCGAAAAUCCAAGACUGCAAGUCGCCGAAGUUCGCAAAAAUCCGACGGAAGUCGAAGGAGUUCCGCUGCCAGGAGAAAAGCUGCUGAAGACUUGGCAGCCGAUGAGGGCGAGGAGGAAGAAGAUGAAGGCGAAGGAGUUGCCUAAUUAUGGUAGAAAUUUUCGUGUACUAUAACUUUUUUUUGUAC
Messenger RNA from Drosophila gunungcola (fruit fly), 1085 nucleotides. Its product is annotated as pseudouridine-5'-phosphatase. Bases 145 to 1044 code for a protein of 299 amino acids. Gene Ontology annotation, molecular function: phosphatase activity. The transcript has 2 exons. The record is from RefSeq and is a predicted model, not a curated record. Lineage: Eukaryota; Metazoa; Arthropoda; Insecta; Diptera; Drosophilidae.